AUGUCUGGACAAACGACAGUUGCAUCUGAGUAUUCAGCAGAAAUAAAUACAGUACCAAUAGAACAUAGAUUUAAUCCGUAUUCAGAUAAUGGUGGAACAGUGUUGGGAAUUGCGGGAGCUGAUUUUGCGGUAUUAGCAGGAGAUACAAGACAAGUUGAAGGAUAUUCCAUACAAUCAAGAUAUGAACCUAAAAUACAUAAUGUUGGUGAUAAUAUAUUAAUGACUGCAAAUGGUUUUGCAGCUGAUGGAGUUGCAUUAAUUGAUAAAUUUAAACAAUCUUUUAUAUGGUAUAAAUUUGAUAAUGAAAAUAGAAAAUUAGAAAUUAAAAGUGCUGCAAGAUAUAUUCAACAUUUGUUGUAUGGUAAAAGAUUUUUCCCAUUUUAUGUAAGUACAUUAAUUGCUGGUUUAGAUGAUGAAGGUAAAGGUGCAGUAUAUUCUUAUGAUCCAGUUGGAAGUUAUGAAAGAGAAAAAUGUAGAGCUGGUGGUGCAGCAGCUAGUUUAAUUAUGCCAUUUUUGGAUAAUCAAGUUAAUUUUAAGAAUCAAUUUGUACCUGGUACUGAUGGUAAAGAAAGAGUAAAAGUACAUGAUUUACCUUUGGAAGAAGUAAUACAGUUGGUAAGAGAUGCAUUCACAUCAGCUGGUGAAAGACAUAUAUAUGUUGGUGAUGGUUUAGAAAUAAUGAUUGUAACAAAAGAUGGAGUAAGAACAGAAUAUUAUCCAUUGAAAAGAGAUUAG
Molecule: messenger RNA, 735 nt
Organism: Lodderomyces jiufengensis
Lineage: Eukaryota; Fungi; Ascomycota; Pichiomycetes; Serinales; Debaryomycetaceae
Product: proteasome core particle subunit beta 6
Exons: 1
Coding region: 1-735 (244 amino acids)
Cellular component (GO): proteasome core complex
Source: RefSeq, a predicted model, not a curated record